This is a messenger RNA of Linum tenue, 264 nucleotides long. The record is from the annotation of a GenBank genome assembly. NCBI's taxonomy places the organism in Eukaryota, Viridiplantae, Streptophyta, Magnoliopsida, Malpighiales, Linaceae.
AUGGGAUCAAAGGGUUCGUACGGGGAUACGUGGGCUGAUCAGUGGGAUAGGAAUCAAGAGAACCACGGCGGCGGCGGCGGCGGCGGCUUCAGCGGCAACGGAUCAGACGCCGGCGGGAAAGGAAAGUACUCGAAGAAGGUGGAGGAAGGGCUUAACAAAACGAAAGAGGUCGCCAACACUGGGAUGAAGAAAGUGAGAGCCGGUGCUUCGAUUGGGAUGCUGUGGAUGAAGGACAAGUACCAGAAAACCACCAAGAAACAUUGA